GCACGCCCCUCCAGCCGAGGACCCCAGUGCGCAGUCGCAGGCCGGGAGAACACCGCAUCCUCCAAUCGUUGGGCAUCCUCCCGCCUCUAGGCGCCCGCCCGCUUCCCCAUGAAUGAACAUUGACGUCAAUGGGGCGGGGCAAUCCCACGUGACACUGCGCGCUCCCGUUUAUAAGGCGGCAGCGGCGCGGGCGCUGUCCAGCGUGCUGAAGCCGGAGCGAGCGAGCCGCCCGGACCCAGCUGAGCCCAGCCCACUGGACGCCAGACCUCGACCAUCGGUCCUAUCCUAGCCACCUCUCGGAGCCGAGGCGGAAGCGUUCCGACCUUCCCUGUCCCCACCCCGCCUCGACCCUCCUCUCCACCUCCUGCGUCGUGACACCAGCUGUCUCCGACCGUCCCCUGGUCAUGAAAUCGCUCAGGUUGCCAGUUUCCGCCCUCUUCUGCUUCCUUCUACUGAUUAAGGGGCUGGGAGGAGCGCCCCCCGGGCGCCUUGAGGCACAGUCACCUCCCCUCAGCUCUGAGCAUAAAGAAUCCGUAGCUGGGGACGCAGUGCCCGGGCUGAAGGAUGGCCGCACCCCAGAGGUCCGAGCCGCUCGAAAUUCAGAGCCGCAGGACGAGGGAGAGCUUUUCCAGGGUGUGGAUCCCCGGGCGCUGGCCGCGGUGCUGUUACAGGCACUUGACCGCCCGGCCUCGCCCCCGGCGCCAGGCGGCUCCCAACUGAAGCCAGCGGAAGAAGCAGCAGAAGCUCUGUUAACUGAGACCGUGAGAAGCCAGACCCACAGCCUCCCAGCGCCAGAGACUCAUGCGCCCGCGGCCCCGCCUCGCCCUCAGACUCAGGAGAACGGUCCCGAGGCGAGCGACCCGUCCGAGGAGCUCGAGGCGCUGGCUGCCCUGCUCCAGGAACUGAGAGAUUUCAGUCCGAGCAGCGCCAAGCGCCAGCAGGAGACCGCAGCCGCAGAGACGGAAACUCGCACGCACACGCUGACCCGAGUCAACCUGGAGAGCCCCGGGCCCGAGCGCGUGUGGCGCGCUUCCUGGGGAGAGUUCCAGGCGCGUGUCCCGGAGCGCGCGCCCCUGCCACCCCCGGCUUCCCAGCAAUUCCAGGUUCAGAUGCCCGAGAGCCGCCCCCUUCCCGAAGCCCACCAGUUCGGGGAAAAAGUGCCUUCCCCCAAAACACACCUAGGCGACGCAUUGGCACCCCUGUCCAAGGCGUACCAAAGUCUGGGCACCCCCUUCCCCAAGGCGCGCCGGCCGGAGAGCUCACUCCUGAGCGGCUCCGAGGCGGGGGAGCGCCUUCUACAGCAAGGUCUGGCUCAGGUAGAGGCAGGGAGGCGGCAGGCGGAGGCCACCCGGCAGGCCGCGGCGCAAGAAGAGCGGCUGGCGGACCUGGCUUCGGACCUGCUACUCCAGUAUUUGCUACAGGGUGGGGCCCGGCAACGCAGCCUGGGGGGUCGGGGGCUGCAGCCGGAGAAGGAGCGAGAGAGCGAGAGGGAGGAGGAGGAGGUGGAGCAGGAGAGACGCGGCGGUGAGGAGAGGGUGGGGGAAGAGGACGAGGAGGCGGCGGAGGCGGAGGCGGAGGCGGAGGAGGCGGAGAGGGCGCGGCAGAACGCGUUACUGUUCGCCGAGGAGGAGGAGGACGGGGAAGCCGCCGCCGAAGACAAGCGGUCCCAGGAGGAGAUGCCUGGCCACCGUCGGCAGGACGCCGAGCGGGCCGAGGUGGGCGGAGAGGAGGAAGACGACGACGAAGAGAUGGACCCACAGACCAUCGAUAGCCUCAUUGAGCUGUCCACCAAACUCCACCUGCCAGCGGAUGACGUGGUCAGCAUCAUCGAGGAGGUGGAGGAGAAGCGGAAGCGGAAG
Myotis davidii is the source of this 1859-nucleotide messenger RNA. RefSeq names its product VGF nerve growth factor inducible (gene VGF). The record is from RefSeq and is a predicted model, not a curated record. The transcript has 2 exons. The annotation marks the transcript as partial. Gene Ontology annotation, biological process: regulation of synaptic plasticity; carbohydrate homeostasis. NCBI's taxonomy places the organism in Eukaryota, Metazoa, Chordata, Mammalia, Chiroptera, Vespertilionidae. Gene Ontology annotation, molecular function: neuropeptide hormone activity.